AUGGAUGAUGCAGAUUCAAUUGAUUUAUCCGAUAAUGAUGAAUUUAUGCUUGAUGUUGAAAUAACAGCUGCUAAUGUUCAAGAUGCUAUUAAUAUGGCAUUAGCUGAAGAUGAUAACAGUAAUAGUAAUUUAGCAACUAAUAUUGAUUUACCACCAUUAUCUGAUGAAUUAAUUAAUUUUGAUGGAAAUAAAUUUGGUGAAGAAUUACUUUAUAAAAUAGAACAUGAUAAUAUUGAAAAAAUUUUAUAUCAACAUUGGAAAAUAUUUAUUCCACAAUGUUAUAUGUAUCAUACAAAUUUAAUCAAAGGUAUUAUUGAACAACGUACACAAGAAAUAAUUUUUCGACCACUUGAUAUAUUUUUAUAUGGAACAUUAAAUAUUGAUGAAGCUAUACAAACUAUUCGUUCAUAUAAUAAAAAACCAACUGUAUGUGGACGUUUAUUUAAAUCUGAAGAACCAACAUAUUUUUGUCGUGAUUGUUGUGUUGAUCCAACAUGUGUUCUAUGUACAGAUUGUUUUCUACAAAGUGAACAUCGAAAACAUCGAUAUAAAAUGAAUGUAUCAGCUGGUGGUGGUUAUUGUGAUUGUGGUGAUCCGGAAGCAUGGAAACAAUAUGUACAUUGUAAUUUACAUUUACCACAUGAUGAUAAUAAUGAAUCAGCUGAUGAUAUAGUUAAUCGUUUACCAUCUGAUUUACGUUUACGUGCAAAACGAUUAUUUAAUAUUUUAUUACGUUUUAUAAUUAAAUUACUUUGUACAGAAAAUUAUCAAGAUAUACCAAAUGAAUUAAAAAAUGAAUAUUGGGAUGGUGAUCAUAAAAAAUAUGUAACUAUUUUAUUUAAUGAUGAAGUUCAUACCUAUGAUCAAGUUAUACAUGUUCUUAGUCGUGCUAUACAAUGUACUAAACAAGAAGGUCAUGAAUUAGCAUCAUUAGUUGAUCGUGAAGGUCGUACAGCUAUACGUAUUGGUACAAUGGAACAAUGUCGUGAUGCUCAACAAACUAUACGUUUACGUACAGCUGAUGUACCACUUAAAUGUGAAAUUUAUCCAAGUUCAUUUAUAUCAUUACAAUAUUUUGCACAAAAACUUUUAUGUUAUUUACAAAAUAUUAUUGAAAUAUCAGAUGGUUUUCGUCGAAUAUUUUGUGAAUGUGAAAUUGAAACUGAUGAUGAAUUAGAUGUAACUCGAACAGAAAAAGCUUUAUUAAGUGAAAAAUUACUUUGGAAAAGUGCACGAUCAGGUUUACAUCAAAUAUUUAUUAAUAGUUUUUUUAUGGAUUCAGAAUGGAAGAAAACUUUUGCAAUUUUGUAUAUGAAAAAUUAUUCUACUGUUUGGCGAAAUUUUGUCAAAGAUCCAGACGAAUAUGUAUCAUUUACUGAUCUUUCUGUUCAAGUAUACACUGUACCUACACUGUGUUAUCCGAUGAUCGUACAACAUUAUCGAAAUGAUCUUUCAUUAGAUAAUCAUUCUGAUUGUUUUUUAAGAUUAUCUGUACAAUUAUUUACUACUCAAAGUCUUGCAAAAUAUUUAAUAUCAUCACAUAAUGCAUUUCAAAUAAUUGUUGAUUCAUUUCUUGAAUAUUGUCAAUCAAAACUUGAUCAUGGUAAACUUUUAUUUUCAAGAACAACAAUUGCAUCAGUACAACAUGAAUUUCGACGUGCACAAUCAAUUCUUUAUGAUUUAAAAUAUUUAUUAGGUGUUGUACCUCAAGAAUAUACAGUUGAACUUCGAGAAAAUUUUCUCAAUGGUUUUCGAGCAUUUCUUCAAUUUUUAAUUUAUAUGCAUGGUAUGGAUAAAGUUACACGACAAGUUGGACAACAUGUAGAAUUUGAUCCUGAAUGGGAAACAGCAUUUAAUUUAGUUAUUAAAAUUCAAUCAAUUAUUUCAUCCAUAUUAGAUUGGUGUGCACAAGAUGCAGAAUUAUUAUUUGGUGCAUAUGAAGCGACGGGUUUAGCAUUAUCAGAAAUACAAAAAACAAGUGAUAUAUCACAUUUAAUUAAAGAUAAAAAUAAUUCAUCAAUUGUUAAAACCACUGUAAAUGAUCUUAAAGUUGAUUGUUAUGCAUAUGAUGUUGCAAAAGAUCCUGUUUCAAUACAUAUUCCAGUUUGUGAACAAUUCAAAAUCUAUCCAUGUUUUGUAUACGAAGAAGCAUUACGUAUUCAAGUUCUGUGUGCUCAACAUGUUGCUGGUCAAUGGAAACGAAAUGGUUAUGCAUUAUCUAAUCAAAUUUUUUAUUAUUCAAAUGUUAAAUGUCGCAAAGAAAUGUAUGAUCGUGAUAUUCUUGCAUUACAAGUUGGUGCUUCAUUAACACCUUCUGAUACAUUUUUAAUUCAACUUAUGCAUAAAUUUAAUUUAUUAGAAUGGAUUCGAUCUCCUGAAUAUGGUCAUUCAUCUGAAACCGAAUCAAGAGUAAAAGAAAAAGUUCGUAUAAUGGAAGAAUUUCUACAUCUGUUAAUAAUUAUUAUUGGUGAACGACAUGAACCAGGUGUUGGAAAAGUAACACGUGAGGAAAAAUUAACACGAGAAGUUAUACAUCAAUUAUGUAUAUCACCAAUGGCACAUUCAGAAUUAAUACGAGGUUUACAAGACUGUGGACAAUUAGAAUUAGGAUCAGGAGAUUUCGAAGCUGUAUUGAAAGAUGUUGCCGAUUUUAAGAGAGGUAAUGCAACGAAAGGAAAUUAUGAAUUAAAAGCAAAUCGACUUUCGGAAUAUAAUCAAUUUUAUUAUCAUUAUUCAAAAGCUGAUCAAUGCAAAUCUGAGGAAUAUGUAAUUAAACGUCGAAAAUUAAACGAGGAUGCUAUAUCAACAACAUUAUUCAUCCCUUGUCCACCAUUAUUUACAGAAGCAUUUCACUCAAUAAUACAUAUUCUUGAUUGCAAUAUAUUUCUAACAUUACUUAAAGCUUGUCUUUAUCGAUCAACAGAUCCAAAAGCUCAACUAUGGUCUGAAGCUAUUCUUAAUCGAGCAUUGCAUUUAAUAACUUUAGCUUGUUAUGAACAAGAACGUGAAUUGAAUUUUGAAUUUUAUUCAAAAUUUCAAAAAAUUGAACUUGAUAAAUUAAUAAAUCAAUUGCAUUUAAAUACACCAUCAAAAGCAGAAACAUGCAAAGAAUUACUUGCUUAUGUUAUUAAACUCUAUAGUAAAUUUAAUGAAACAAAUGAACAAUUAAAUUCUUCAACAACAAUAAAUACUAAUCAAGAAACAUCAGAUUUAACUAAACGUGCUCAACGUAAACGAAAAGAUUUAGCUGCACAAAAACGUGCUAAAAUUAUUGCACAAAUGACUGAAUUACAAAAGAAUUUUAUUGAAAAAAAUAUUCAAUUAUGUUCAGAUAGUAUAGAUGAACCACAAAUAUCCACUGUAGAAUCAACAUCACAAGGAACAUAUUCACAAUUAUCAUCAAUGAUAAGUUCAUCGGAUCAACAAAUACUUUCAACAUCACCAACUACACCAUUAAAAUUUGAACCUAUGAUUAUUGAUGAUACAUAUCCAAUAAUACAAUGUUGUUUUGGUAGAACUGAUAUUGAAUUAUCUCAACCGAUAAAACAAAUUCUAACAUGUAUAUUUUGUCAAGAAAAUAGUGAAGUUAAACUUAAUUCAGAAGUUUUAGUAUUGUCAGCUUUUGUACAAAAUUCAAGAGUAUUAUCAAAAAAUCGUACACGACGUAUUGAAAAUUGGGAUACAUUUGAUCCAACAUUUAUGUCAAAUGAUCUUCAUUGGGGUGUACAUGUUUCAUCAUGUGGUCAUGCUAUUCAUGCUUCAUGUUGGACAAAAUAUCACAAUUCAAUAACAUCUCAAGAUCAUCGUCGAACAUUACGUAUGCGUGGUUCAGCUAAUUAUGAUACAGAACGAAAUGAAUUUCUUUGUCCAUUAUGUCAAACAUUAAGUAAUACAAUCAUACCAAUAUUACCAUCAUUACGUACAUUUACUCAUGAAAGAAAUUUAGCUCAAAUGUCAUUUAAUGAAUGGUUAGAUGGUUUAGAAAAAGCACUUAAUGGUAGUAUUGAAUCUCGAUAUGAAAUUGAUACACAUGAAGAACAAAUAUUUUUUAAUCCAUGUCCAUUAACAACAAUAACAAAAAUGAUGGCUGAACGUGCUGCACAAAAUUUUCAAUUAUUAUUUGGUUUUGCCGGAGAUUCAAGAAUACAAGAUUUUUCUGAUAGUCUUCGGGAACGUUUAAUCAAUUUUGCUAAAAAUAUCUAUGGAUUUGGAUUAAAUGUUGAUCCAGAUGAUGAUAAUGAUCGUAUUCCCAUUAUACUUUGGACAUCAUGUGCAUAUACAAUACAAUCAAUAGAACAAUUACUUCGUAUUGAUUCAAAAUCAAUAUUUUCACAAUUAUCAAUUCGACAAAGUGAAUUAAUUAAUUGUUUAACUAAAGUUGCGGCUGUUUAUGGUUCAUUACAUGAUAAUGAUAAAAUAAAAAAACAUUGUUUAAAAUUAUUAUCAGUUCUUCUGUUAUCACGAACAAAUAUUCAAAUACCAUCCGUAAUUGAUAUUGAUCUAUUUCAUCUUCUUGUUUCACUUUGUUUUACUUUACCAAUAUUAUUUUCAUCAAAUCAAACAGCAACAUCGUUAACAAAUGUUCCAACAGGAAAUCUUAAUGAUCUUUAUCUUGUACGACUUAUACUUAUGGCACAUUGUAUACAAAUUCUUUCAAGUCAAGGAUUUCUAUAUGAAAUCAAAAAUGAUAAUCAUCAACAUUCAAUAAUGAAACAUAAGAGUGUUGAUGAUGAUGUAGAAAAACAAACUAUUCAAAAAUUAAUCGAGAAAAUUAUUAAAAAUCAAACACCUCCGUCUUCUUCAGUUCAAUUAUUAUCUCUUGAUGAAAUUCGAGAUAAAUUAAAACAAUCUUUACUUCCAUUACUUCGAUGUACUGCUCUUUUCUAUCAUUAUUUAACUGGAACAUCAUGGCCAACAGAAUCAGGACUUGAUGAAUAUUCAACUAUAUGUCAUUAUCUUGGUUUACCAAUAUGUUUAUCAAAAUUACUUGAUACAGAAAAUGAACGUUUUUCAAAUGAUCUUAUUAAUAAUUGGAUAUCGACUUUAUCAACAAGUAAAUCAUUGAUUACAUAUCCAAUAUUAGUCAAUGAAUUACAUCCAUUACCUAAAGAAUAUAUUGAUCUUAUGAAUCAAGUAUCUCAAGGUGUUGCACCAUAUAAAUAUGCACGUGAUGAAGCUCGAUCACCAUGUAUAUGUUUAAUUUGUGGUGAUGUUGUUGUUCGUUCAUCAUCAUCAUCAUCAAUAACAACACCAAAUUUACUAACAACAAAUAGUUUAAUAUCAACAUUACUUAAUAUUGAUCAAACAACUGGUCCAUGUAAUCUUCAUACACAACAAUGUUGUGGUUCAAUAGGAAUUUAUUUACGUGUUAAAGAAUGUUCAUUACUUUUACUUAAUAUAAUUAAUGAUGGACGUAUUAAUAAAACACGUGGAACAUUUAUGCCUGCUCCUUAUUUAGAUGAUUAUGGUGAAACAGAUCAAAAUUUAAGACGUGGAAAUCCAUUACAUAUAUGUGAUGAACGAUAUCGUGUAUUAUAUCGACGAUGGUUAUCACAUGCUAUACCAGAAGAUAUUUCACGAAAUAUGGAAUUUAAUAAUACAUCGAUUUACGCACACAAUUGGAGUCAGUUUUGA
Messenger RNA from Rotaria sp. Silwood1, 5634 nucleotides. NCBI's taxonomy places the organism in Eukaryota, Metazoa, Rotifera, Eurotatoria, Philodinida, Philodinidae. The record is from the annotation of a GenBank genome assembly.